AAGAAGAAAACAACACGUCAUCUUGCCUGUAGCUAGCUCCCCGUCGGCAGUGGGGAACGCGCCAUAGAAAGGGAGCCGUCUUGUUUAGACACAGAUAGUUGACAGCCAGAAGUUCCCACAUGUUGUUGACCUGAUAGCGUUAGCUCUCUAAUACGGAACACAGGGUUGUACGACACUGAUAGUGUCUGCCGAGAGUCUGUCAUGGACGAUGAAAUAGAGAUUUUAGAUGUCGAUGACAACAACACUCCAGUUCGAGCUCCCCUCAAAAACCAGGACCUGAGUUCGCUGGCCCUCACUGCUGGAGAGAUUCUGUCUCUAUAUGGCUGGCACCUGCUGGUGGCAACCUUCAUGGUCUACCUGCUCAUCCAGCACCUGUGGAAGAGGAGAUCCAGCCAGAGGAGCACCUCUCCACCACCACAGCAAGAUGCUGCCGCAGUGGCAAAAAGACAAGAGGCCAUGGAAGCAGCUCGGAGGAAGAUGCAGGAGGACCUCGAUGCCAAAGCCGCCAUCUUCAGGGAGAAACAGAAGCAGCAAGAAGAAGAGAAAAGAAAGCAGAAGAUAGAGGUCUGGGAGAAUAUUCAGCAGGGAAAGAGUAGCAAAGGAACAACGAGACACGCUCAGAGCUCUGAGGAGGCCAGCUCAUCCCAGUCGGCGCUAAAACCAAAGACGGACAAGAAGCCACUUCGGAGUGCAGACUACAACCCACUAGCUGGACAGGGAGGAGGCACUUGCUCCUGGAGACCGGGAAGAAAAGGGCCGUCCUCUGGUGGAUGAGGUUAAAGUUCGAGGCCCCGGUCCGUGGGACCUGGGACCUCCUACACUGAUGUGCACACUGGCUGGAUGAACCAAGCUGACGAUGACACCACGCCCCCACUUUCACGUAUUCCUCCUUCAUGCUACACUCCUUUGCAAUAUCAGCUCCAUUUCAAAUGAAAACAUUCUAAAAUGCACUUUGUUUCCUACGUCAAAUAAAUUAAAUGGACUACUUUACAGAGGUUAGGCUGAAAAUGCAGAUACUGGAGCAGGUAUUGGAUGCUGCAACCGAUCCCUUCCCAUACAAAUACGAUUUGGAGAUUAUUUGAAAGUCAAAAGCAAACUGAGUGGGUUCAUGGUUUCCAGUUACUAAAAAUAUAACCUUUCAUGUGUUCUGUGACUGCAGCCUGAACUCACCAAGAAAAUGGAAAUUAGUCAGCACACAUGCGGAAGUCGUUCAGAAAGUAUAAGUCAUGAUGUCAACGCUCACAAUCUAGACCAAUCACAACCAGAGCAGCUGCCCUGAAAUCGGGCUUUGCCUCGUCCGGACGAGCUGUUAAAAAAAAAUGGACCAACCCUCAGACUGUGCAUAGCGACAUCUGAGUUUUUGAGGUAAAAAAAAAGGUCUAUUUUCCACAGCAAGACCGAACGUCAGUCUCAAAGAGCAGCGUGAUGAAUACGAGGAGAGCCCUGUUUAGCCAAAAGGCUGCCAGAGUGAUUGGUUUGGCACAGAUGGGGAUUUUGGUGCUUAGAGCACCAAGAAGGAGGGAUCACAACCCAACUGACUGCUAGUCAGUAGAAAUAUUUCUUGUCAUGCAGCCUAAAUGUAAUUGCAAAAUUAUACAAGACGUUCCAGAGGGAAUUCGGGACAUGCUGCACAUAAAACAUUAAAGGUCCAGCUGGAAUGAGGUUGAAAAAGGUUAGCUUUAGCAUGGGGCCACUGAUAUGAGAGGAGUGUCUGGUGUGGGAUAUUUCUUUACACCUUUCUUGAUGAGUUGACAUUUGCCAUCCAGUCUAAUUUCCUUUAUUUACCAUCCACACCUUUUCUGCUUGUUAGGUUUUUUUGGGAGUGAAUGUGUGUUAUUGAAAGCUUGUCAUGAAGCCAUUCCUGUAAAUGGUUUUUUAACCGGUGGGUUUGGCCGAUGUACGUCCAAGCCAGUGUGUUUUUAUCUUCUUUUCUUCUGUUCAUGGCUAUAUAAAUCUGUAGGAUUAGUUCCUAUCGCAGCAGCAGUGCUAGUAGGUGACAUUCAAUGUUAAGAAAUGCUAUGCUCUGAUUAUAAAGCCAAAAUGGUUUCGAUGGGCUUAUAUGUUGUUAUGCUCGUUUCAUUUUCACGCAAUAAAGACUUGUUUUAACUUGUCCAGAUGCUUGUGUUGCUUUAGGAAGUCUUGACAGCUAAGAUCAGCUGACCUUUAUGCAAAUUGAUCAGCAAAAAAACAAAAAGGCCUGUUUUACUGUAAAGCAGUGUUUCACAACCCGGGUCCCUAAGGACCCAGGUCCUUUAACACAUCUGAUUCAUGCCACCAUGCCAUUAUCAGGCUUGUGCGGAGCCUUUGAACGGAUUCACUUCUUCACAAUCAACCCUCUUUGAAGAAAACAUUGUAUCCUGACAUUUUGAGACUUACAUCUUUACCCCUCAAUUCAUUCUGUUGUCGGUAGCUAAAAUCAGUCCUAAUCUGAAAUGUGGUGGUUAUCUGAUUAGAGAUUUGUGGGUCAAAGCGAGGUUAAUAAUAGUUUAGGGAAUUAGUAAACACUUUGAGUGUGAAACAUUUAAUUUUCUUUGUGACAACUGGACUAAAAACUUGCUCUGUGUAUUCAGAGUUUCAGGUUUGUCAUUCUAAUGUUCCAACCCUUCUCCACGUUCAUUGUAUAGCAGAUAUGACAAUAAAGGUUCUGCAUUCUUUUCUGCCUCAUCUAUAGACAGGACCACUGUUUCUGAACCUUUUAUCAAAAUGAUUGUAUUCAGAAAAAAUCUUAUUGAAACAUGUCUUCAUUCAAGCCUUUUAAUCUGAGUUGCUGCAAAUUUGAACAAUGGGAGGAUGUCUGAAUGCAUCGGCUAUCUGUGUUUCUAAUAUUGGUUGAUGAUAGCUUUAUUAUUAUCGAACACGUAUAUCUGUUCCCUGGACUUAAUUGAUUCUUAAAUUCAUUUAAAGAACUGCUCUAUGAUUUUCUUCUUCAUAGCCCCAGCACAAAUUAGACUUUUAUCAGUAAAAGUACUGGAUCAGUACAGAAAUGUCAUGUUUCUGAAAUAAUGAAUAAGUCAGGAUGAGCUUUUCAUUAUAGAAUAGCCAAAACUGAGACAAAGGGAAGGAGUAGUUAUGAAGCAUGUCCAGAGGAAAAUAUCAAUUGGUCACAAAUGUGAUCAGAUCAUCUUAAUCAAGGCUUUGGUUUUUUUUUUUAAAUAAACUUUUCUUGAUCUUAGAUCCAUUGAAAGCUAAUUGUGACCGGAAGUGGCAGAGACGAGCUGGUUUUUCUUUAGUUUUUUUCCUAGCAAAAUCAAAAUGUUUGUGCGGUUAUCAGCCAAGGUGACUGGAGUACAUAUCACCAUCUAAUUUUCCAAAGAACACAUUCAACCUGUUGCUGACAGUCUCCUUUAACUUGUGUUCUUUCCUAUAAAAAAGUUUGCAUCUACUGUGGCAUUAGACAGUUUGUCAAAACAUAAAGGUAAUAAGACGUUUUUAAUAAUACAUUUGUAUAAUCAUUUGUAUUGUGCUAUUUCCAUAAUACCUUUAUCCAAAGUAAAAA
Menidia menidia (Atlantic silverside) is the source of this 3496-nucleotide messenger RNA. The record is from the annotation of a GenBank genome assembly. NCBI's taxonomy places the organism in Eukaryota, Metazoa, Chordata, Actinopteri, Atheriniformes, Atherinopsidae.